Molecule: messenger RNA, 175 nt
Organism: Paraglomus brasilianum
Lineage: Eukaryota; Fungi; Glomeromycota; Glomeromycetes; Paraglomerales; Paraglomeraceae
Source: the annotation of a GenBank genome assembly
AUGGACGGCACCAAGUUGAAACAAAUACAACGUUUGAGAGAAUUUCUGUUCAGACUGUUCGUUUGUCCAAACACUACCCACAAACAAUACGACAUCUUACGUGGUCUAUUCAAUUCGGUUAAAGACAAUCCAUCGCAUAUAAUUUUUGUUGAAGACAGAUUUGACGAAGUUUUUG